CCAGCGAUCUCGGUCGUACAUUACUUUAUCUGGUAAUUUGUGGAGCGAGAUCUCUUGGUUACGUAUGGUAUCUCAUCUUUUUGAGUGCUCAUCACGGCGCGAUCUAGGUUACAAAGUCAAGCUUUCGUCGCUCAGAUUCUAAUUGUCUUGACUUGAUAUUAGUACUCCCACAUGUCUCUAUUCAAAUGGAGUGCAUGCUCUUAGUUUGUUUCCAAAAUUUGACAGACUAGCCAUACUUCCUCUCAUCGUAUUACCAAAAUGCAUAUUUUUCUCAUCGUUGCGUCGCUUAUUCCGAUCUUCGUUUCCGCUACUACUCACCAGUUGAUCGUGGGCUCAUUUGGAACUAAUUUUCUAUACACCCUCGAAUUCGACGAUGAAGCUCUGACAUUAGACCUCAUUUACACGACAAAUACGUCUAUAUCCAGUUCGUGGAUUGCCCUUAGCUAUGAUAAGAAGAACCUCUACGGAACCGGGUGGGGCUCCAGCACUCCGUCAUUUGUUAGUUAUGCCCUGGGAGGGGGAACGAACAUUCAAUACAGCACAACCUUGCCUCUUGGCGGAAACUGCUCUAGCACUACUAAACCUAUCUUCAUCGUCGCAGAAACCAAAAAGCCGUAUACCGUGUAUGGCGUCCCUUUCGGUGGAUCCGCAGGCUGCGGUAGCGUCAUGUCCGUUGACAAGAAUGGGGCUUUGAACCAGGUCAUUCAAAACCUUACCUACUUGUCUACUUCCGGUGUGCAUGGGAUGGCCUUGAAUGCCGAAAAUACCUUCAUUUACUCGGCGGAUGACUCUGCCAAUUCGAUUUGGACACACGCCGUUGAUCCUACAUCUGGUGAGCUGGAAUUUGUGAGCAGGCUAGGUGGGCCAAGCACUGGGAGCGAUCCUCGACAUGUCGCAAUUCAUCCGAACGGAAAGUAUCUCUACGUGUUGUUGGAAGGGAGUAGCCAAGUGGCGCUUUAUAGCAUCGACCCGUCUUCUGGGAUUCCGAGCUAUACAAAUAUCACGUAUCCGCUGAUCCCGUCAAGUGCUUUAGCAUCGGAUUACUGGGCCGAUGAAGUCAUGCUCUCCGCAUCAUCCAAAUACCUCUGGGCCACAAAUCGAGGUCGCUCCAACACAACUCUCGGCUACAUAUCUGCAUUUUUGCUUGCAAAUGACGGGUCCAUAUCCAAACAGCUGUUUCUCACGGAAACAACGAAUAGCGGUGGGUCUGCGAAUGCGGUAGCGACUAGCGACUUCAGUGAUGAAUGGGUCGCGUUGACGGAUAGCUCGGUGGGGUUUGUGCAGAUUUGGAGGCUGAGCGGAAAUGGGACUGUGGCGAAGGUUGUGGCACAGUUGAAUAUUCACGAUGGGGGGUGUUGUGCGAAUGCUGUUUGGUAUUCUUGAAUAUUUUGGCUCAAGUGCAGUGUACUCUUGCAUUUUGAAUAUACAAACAUAUUAUUACUGCGAUUAUGGAUCUGCACUAGCGAGAAGGGGAGAACCUUGGGGUCCAAG
Lindgomyces ingoldianus is the source of this 1491-nucleotide messenger RNA. RefSeq names its product carboxy-cis,cis-muconate cyclase. Bases 259 to 1383 code for a protein of 374 amino acids. The transcript is spliced from 3 exons. The record is from RefSeq and is a predicted model, not a curated record. NCBI's taxonomy places the organism in Eukaryota, Fungi, Ascomycota, Dothideomycetes, Pleosporales, Lindgomycetaceae. Gene Ontology annotation, molecular function: protein binding; 6-phosphogluconolactonase activity.